AAGCGAAGGUGUGCUGCACCGUCCUGCGCGCGCGUUAUAUACGUCCAGCAACCGCGGCUGCUCUCCCUCAUUCAUGCCGUCCCCUCUCCCCUCAUAACCCCCCCUCCUCUCCGGUCCAGGCUCGACUUCAUGGCUAUGGGUGGUCUGCCUCGCACACGCUCCCUCAGGGACGUUGUCCUUAUCCUCCUCGGUGCCACCUCAAUGCACAUCGCCUCAGUCUUCAUGGGGUUCAACGAACCCACAGGAUCUAUCAUCGUGAAGACCGAGGACUUCAACAACACACUUGCGACACCCCCCACUGAUGACCGAGAGCCGUCGAGAGAACGCGAUGUACAGAAGGUACUCGACCCCGGGAGGGUCACGUUCGACGUCGCCUAUGAGCUUCCAGAGACGACAGUUCUAUCGCACGCGCCCGGAUGGACCGUCUUCCGAAACCUCUACAUGUCGAACGGAACCAUGUACAUCGUCUCGUCCGAGCCCGCCUCAGAACACCCCGAAAACAUCGCAGCGCGCGAGCCGACCGCACAAGACAUGGACUUCCUCACUCCGGCUGAGGCACGACGACGCUGGGGCGGCAACGCCGAUCAAGCGGAACGGAAUCGCGUCUGGUCCGUUGGUGGGAACACGGUUCUCGUUAAUGAGCCCCCGCAAUUCCUCGAUCAUUACUAUCACUUCUGCGCCGAGCUCAUGCUGGGCGUCUGGCCCUUCUGGCUCGGUACGUUCAACGUGCCUGUGGCCGCCUCCUCCCCCAGUGUAGAGGCGGCCCCGCAUCUCGACCGCAUGAUCUUCUUACACGCCGAGGCUAUGGGAUGGCGGGACAGACCAGGCUUCAACUCAUACUUCCUCCGCUCCGCCUUCCCCUCCAUCACAGUCGAGGUCGAGACCGACUGGAAGGACCGCAUCGCCGCGACAGCGACCAACGGUGUCCCGGAGCGAGCGUGGCACUUCGACACGCUCAUGCUGACCGAUCGGUCUGCCGCGUUCCGCGGGGAGUCGUGCGUCGAGCACAUGGAGAAGCUGGGUACGCUCUCAAAGUGGUGGUGGGAGCCCUUGCGGCAGGCAGUCCUGCGCUUCGCGGGAGUCGACCAGGAGACGCUGGAGAUCGGCGUGAAGGCGGACGCGGUCGCGGCGCGGAAGGACGGUGCCGAGGUCGGUUGGGCGGGCUCGACGUCCCUGAGCAAGCCGCAGCCGAUCGUGAUCACCUACAUCAGCAGGCAGGGCGCCCGGAGGCACCUCAUUGACGAGGACCACCAGGCGUUGGUGCACGCGUUGACGGCGAUGUGCGCCGCACACGAUUGGGAACUCAACAUCGUCCAGGCGGAGCAUCUCACCCAUGAUGAGCAGAUGAAAUUGAUUGCGCGCACCACGCAUUUGAUCAUGAUGCCGGUUACUCCCAUUUCAACUGUCAUCGAGAUCUUCUACCCCACAGGAUACGCGAACGACUACAAAUGGACAACACACGCUUUGGGCAUGAAGCACUUCGCCAUUUGGAACGACACCUAUCACACAUACCCGGAACAACUGAGUCCGAACUAUCCUGAGGGCUUCCAGGGCACCCAGAUCCCAGUCUACGCACCGAUCAUCACGCAGAUCAUCCAGAACCGCAUCGCGGGAAGGCUGCCAUGAACUCGCAGAGGGACUUCCUCGCGGGCUGCACCAGAGACACUUCGCCCGCACGCCUUACAUUUUUACCGAUUUUUGUACGUAGGAUACUCGGUCCGCAUCGUAGCAACCACGUUCGUUUGUCGUCCCCUUCAAGCCUGUAUCGAGAUCGGACUGUGCGACUGCUUUCACUUUUGUUGUUGGAACUCUGGCCUCGGGCUUAGUAUGUCAUUCUACUGAUAAAUUAUAUUACGAAGGGAGUUCGGGUUUUGGCCUCCGCCGUUGUAAUCGUGGGCUGCGUGUGUACCGUGUAGGAUAUGAUGAAAUUUCUUGUCACAUGCC
This is a messenger RNA of Fomitopsis serialis, 1944 nucleotides long. RefSeq lists its product as uncharacterized. The transcript has 6 exons. Lineage: Eukaryota; Fungi; Basidiomycota; Agaricomycetes; Polyporales; Fomitopsidaceae. The record is from RefSeq and is a predicted model, not a curated record. The coding region runs from base 130 to 1626 and encodes 498 amino acids.